Molecule: messenger RNA, 4127 nt
Organism: Petromyzon marinus (sea lamprey)
Lineage: Eukaryota; Metazoa; Chordata; Hyperoartia; Petromyzontiformes; Petromyzontidae
Gene: RO60
Product: Ro60, Y RNA binding protein
Cellular component (GO): ribonucleoprotein complex
Molecular function (GO): RNA binding
Source: RefSeq, a predicted model, not a curated record
GCGGUGGCUCCACAAUAACUCUAAACUGCAAACAUAACAAAUACGGCUUAACUGAACCUUUUUUUUUUUUAGAAAUCACUAAAAUAAUGCUAUUAAAAAAAACGUAACAGUGAUCAUUGGAAAUGUGAUUGAAAGUUAGCAAUAGCCACAUACAUAGCAUAAAUUACUAAAGCUAGCAUCCUUAGCUAGCUUAGCUUAAAUAGUAAGUCGCCUUCUGGAAUGGGUAGAUUUAUCUUCCGGAAUGGGAAGAGGUCUUCCGGAAUUGGAAGAGAAGCCUACGUCAUAAAAAAACUAAGAGCUCGAGCCAUCGGAAGAAGGCGUCGCUAUUCUCAACAAGGCUCACGCUCAUUGGUCGGAGCGCAUGCAACGCCUCCCCCCCUGAUUGGUCCGCGCGUCGCCCGAGUCACUCCCCGUCGUUAGCGGCUGAGCGCGGUUCGAAUCCUGGCUCCGCAGGCAGCCGCAUGGAUCCCGCACGUUCUUCCUGCCCCGUGAGCUGGGGAGUGAGCGACCUCACUCGCCUGCGCCGCUUCCUCUGCUUCGGCUCGGAGGGCGGCGUUUACCGUGCGUGCGUGGAUCCGCCAUCUAAGGAGCACGCUCAGGCUCUGCUGUGGCACCUCAUCGAGAGCGGGCAGGGCGAGGCGGCCGUCCGGGAGAUCGUCUCGGCAACCGCCGCCGGGCCCCCGGUCAACGCCGAUGCCGCCGCGCUCGCCCUCGCCGUCUGUUCCUCCUGCGCCGGCCGCGACAGCGCCGAAGAGACCGUCGCGGCAAAUCCGGCGGACCUGCCGGCGCUGAACGCCGGCGCGGAGGAGGCAACCCCGGGGCCGGGAGACGGGGGAGCUGGCGCUGCCGGAGAGCGGACCCGGGAGGACCGGGAGGACCGGGAGCCGGGACCCGCGAAGAGGACCCGGCGGGCGGCGUUUGCGGCUUUGCCGGACGUGUGCCGCACCCCGGCACAGCUCUUCUUGUUCGUGAAGUGCCGCGACGAGAUUGCCAAAGGUCGGGCAGCCGGUGGAGGCGGCGGCGGCGGCGGAGGCGGUGGUGCCGCGGGCCGUUGGGGCCGGGCCCAGCGCCGCGCCGUGUCCCGCUGGUACCACGGCCAGACGGGCCGCUCGCUCAUCGGCGCCGUCACCGUGUGCCGGUCGCGCUGCGGCUACGCGCACCGUGACCUGCUGCGUCUGGCGCACAUCAAGCCGUCCACGCCCGCCGUGCAGCUGGUGGCGAAGUACGUCACGCGCGGCUGGAAGGCGACCAGGGAGGCCUACGCGCACGUCGCCAGCCGAACAGCGACCGUUCGCCCCCGGGGGUCGACGACGGCUGGGAGAAAGUCGCGGGCGGCGGAGGCGGCGGAGGCGGCGGAGGCAGCGGAGGCGGAAGCGGCGCUCGCGCCCAGCGGCGGGCAGCGGGAGGAGGAGGAGCAGGAGGAGGAGCGCGGCGAGGAGAGGCCGAGCGACAGCUUGGGCCCGACGGCGGUGGAAGGAGACGGAGCGCGGGCACCCGGCCACGGAGACGAGGAGCUGCGCGCGAUGCUGCGCUACCUGAGGGCCGUGGAGCGCGUGCGCAGGGCCAGCGACUGCGGGGAGGUGGAGGUGCUGGUGGCCGAGCACGGCCUGGUGUGGCAGCAUCUGCUUACCCAGCAUCUCAAGUCGCCGCAGGUGUGGAUGGUGCUGCUGAAGGAGAUGCCGGUGUCGGCCAUGCUGAGGAGCCUGGGCAAGAUGGCCGCGCUGGACCUGCUUGCUCCCGAGAGCGCCGGCACGGCGCUCGUGUGCCAGAGGCUCUCGGAGACCGACGCGCUGCGCGAGGCCCGCGUGCACCCAUUCCACGUGCUGGUGGCGUUGAGGACCUACGAGCGUGGCCAAGCUGGCAAGGGGCGGCUCAAGUGGAGGCCCAACCCGGCGGUGCUGCAGGCCCUGGACGCCACCUUCUACUCCUCCAUGCAGGUUGUGCAGCCGACGGGCAGGCGCUUCCUGCUGGCGGUGGACGUGAGCAUCUCGAUGUGCGGCGGCGUGCUGGGCACCCCGGUGCUCAUGGCCAAGACCCUGGCGGCCGCUCUCAGCCUGGUGAUCGUCAACACGGAGCCGAGCGCCACCUUGCUGGCGUUCUCGCACACGCUCCUCCCCCUGCCCAUCGACCCCACCCUACGGCUCGACCAGGUGCUGAGGAUCAUGGACCAGGUCCCGCGUGGUGUGACGGACUGCGCACAGCCCCUGGUGUGGGCGCGUGACACGGGGACGCCCGUCGACGUCUUCCUGGUUCUCACCGACAGCAAGGCCACCUGGGGAGCCGUCGACCCGACCGCCGCCCUGCAGGAAUACCGCAAGGAGACGGGGUUGGCAUCGAGGCUGGUCGUGUGCACCCUCACCCGCGACGUGGCGGUGGCCGCCGGCGACGCCGACGACGCCGGCGUGCUUCACGUGUGCGGCUUCGACGCCGCCGCCCUGGACGUGAUCGCCGCGUUCGCCCGCGGCCGAUUCUGAGAAUCGAUUCUGGGAAUCGGUCGCCACCGCCAACCCAGAGCUCAACGCCUACCCACCCACCUACUCCGCCAAACCCUGGGGUUCAAAGCCAUUCAUGUGACCACCACACCUUGCAACCAAUGCUUUCUACCCACUGCUUCUGCACAGUACGCGCAGAGCGACCUCCCAAGCUCUGCACUUAACGGUGUCCUGGAAAUACGCUCGAAGACUCUUAGAAGUGACCCACACUCUCACGCAGACACCCACAAACUUGCAUAGAAAAACGCAGUCUCACACCGAGACCUACAGACUCAAACAGAGAGCCACAGACUCAUCGAGACCCAUAGACUCACACCGGGACCCACAGACUCACACCGAGACCCACAGACUCACACCGAGACCCACAGACUCACACCGAGAUCCACAGACUUACACCGAGACCCACACAUGCUCACACAGAAAACCACAGACUCAUCGAGACCCACAGACUCACACAGAGACCCAUAGAUGUGCACCUGACAACAGUAUCCCACCAUUUGAUUUUCGGUGUUUUCCUCCCCUAGAUCACCGGACUCGUGGAGACCACUCCAUCGCAGGUCACGGUAAUCGGCCCUCUAACAUCCUGCACACAUGUACUGCAGCGCAACCUUCACUUUCCUGAUUCCCGUUUGCACCACUUACGGACGUGUGCAUUGCCUUUCCUGCCUUGUCACUAAAUUCACAGAAAAUGUCUCUGGCAUACGUGCUCAAAUGUCAGCGAAUUCCUUUCCAGCUGCUUAGUGUCCAGCUCCCGGAUCCAAAGUGGUUUCCGUAGCCUAUGAAACGCCCGCCCAGCCAUCCCAAGAGUGUGGCCAUCCCGAACCUAGUUAGGACGGAGCCGGUUCGCAGCCCUCUCUGUUUUCAAUGCUUCCUAUUGGGUCUCUGUUCCGCUGAGCAGCAUGUUGGGACGGCCACAUUUUUCCACCUUGUAGAUGUGGCUGGCCUAAACAGUGAUCACGGGGGUCGCACAUUCAGCCCUUGAGUUGGCGGUCUGGACAACACUGAGAGCGUUGCUCAUUCAAUGCGGCUGUUACACGGCAUGCACGCAAGGCAUUAAUGGGAGGUGCACGCAAGGCAUGAUGGGAUUUGUGCCUGCACCGUGGAGGUUUAGUGGGACUGGACUCGUACGCUCCCGCAUGCGCGUGUGUGUACGCACGUGUGUCUGCGCAUGUGUGUGCGUGUGUGCACGCGUGUGUGUGCAGUUGUGUUGACUUGGCCCAGAUUGCCACACAAUUAGAAUUUUGACAGUGCAUGAAACGUUUGCGGACAACGUGUAGUUGGAUCGGCAUUUCUGUGCUUAAAAAAAAAAAGCACUUGCAACUUUUUCCCGGCGGCUACACCACAGGAAGGGGAGUAGAGUCAAGGAUAUAAUGGAUGGGACAAUUUAUCGGGACGGGGAAGAGAGACCAUAAAGAAUGGAAAAAUCUUAUCUUAGUUUAUAUUUAUAGAGUGCCUGAGCUCAAGGCUCCUUACAAAGUUGAAAAAGCGGUUUCAAAAAGGAGCAACGGAUAGCGAAUUUGUACAUGGAAUAUUUUGCAACAAAAGCAAUAUCUUAAAGCACACUAAAACCCUCUGCUUGCUUUAGAUAUGUGGAUGACACAUUGGUGGUCCGGCCACACGGCAAAGAUACACUUA